AAAAUGCCUAACCUUACCACCACAUCCAUAUUUCUGCUCCUGGAAUUUACAGAGCGCCGUGACCUACAGAUUUUACACUUCUUUGCAUUCCUAGGAUUGUACUUGAUAGCUGUGACCAACAAUCUUCUCAUCUCCAUUUUAGUAAUUAUUGAUCAUCGCCUACACACCCCCAUGUACUUUUUCUUAAUGAACUUAGGUAUUCUGGAUAUUGGUUCGAUUUCCGUUAUGGUACCCAAAGCAAUGGCUAACUCCCUCCUGAACAGCAGGUCAAUCUCUUAUUCUGGAUGUGUGGCUCAGGUUUUCUUUUUCUUUGCCUUUGCAACCUCAGACCUUGCCCUGCUCACGAUAAUGGCACACGAUCGAUACGUUGCUAUCUGCAAUCCAUUACAAUAUGAGUUAAUUAUGCACAAAGAAGCCUGCAUUCAGAUGGUGGCCAGCGCAUGGAUCAGUGGUAUUCUUAAUGCUACUUUACACACUGGGGGUACUUUUGCUGUCACCUUCUGCUCCAAUGUGGUCAACCAAUUCUUCUGUGAAGUCCCACAACUGCUAAAGCUUGCCUGCUCGGACUUGUACCUGGUUGAAGUUGGCCUUCUUGUGCUUAACUGCAGCAUUGUGCUAGGAUGCUUUAUCUUCAUCAUUGUAACUUAUAUGAAUAUUUUUGCUACAGUGCUCAGAAUCCCUUCUGUGCAAGGUCAGAAGAAAGCCCUCUCCACUUGCCUUCCCCACCUCACUGUGGUAUCUCUCCUCGUAUUCAGUGGCAUCUUUGCCUAUGCAAGGCCUCCCACUAAUACUUCUUCUCUUCUAGAUGUAGUUUGUGCUGUGAUAUAUACUAUAAUCUCCCCAUUGCUCAAUCCAGUCAUCUAUAGCAUGAGAAACAAAGAGAUCAAGGCUGCAUUACUGAAGUUGUUGCGUUUGGGGCCUUUGUCUAAACUCAUCUCCAACAGAAUUCUUCUAUGA
Euleptes europaea (tarantolino) is the source of this 957-nucleotide messenger RNA. RefSeq names its product olfactory receptor 14A16-like. The record is from RefSeq and is a predicted model, not a curated record. Gene Ontology annotation, molecular function: G protein-coupled receptor activity; odorant binding; olfactory receptor activity. Gene Ontology annotation, cellular component: membrane. Bases 4 to 957 code for a protein of 317 amino acids. The transcript has a single exon. Lineage: Eukaryota; Metazoa; Chordata; Lepidosauria; Squamata; Sphaerodactylidae. Gene Ontology annotation, biological process: G protein-coupled receptor signaling pathway.